GUCUGCUCAAUUCGGCCAGGGAUACAUAACCUUGGCCUCGUCGCGUGUUCCUGUGGAUCCCCGCUCCAUUUCCUAACCUUUCGAUGUUACUGACUGUUUCUCUCACAAAUCAUUCCUUACCCGAUUAACAUCUUACCCACGCCACAUAGUCAAGAUAUGUCCUCCGCCAGCGCCGAGAAGGAGCCGUCUUUGAUCACAACAGGGCUUAUAGUCGUCUCUGUUAUAUUUCCAAUCUUGUCGUUGAUAGCAACAUGCCUCCGUUAUAAAGUCCGGCGUCGCCCGGGGCAGGGUCUCGGCGCUGACGACUGGUGGCUAGCAGUCUCAUGGAUAUUCUCGUUCGCCAUAAGUAUUACUAUAUGGACGUUUGCAGGAAUUUCUGGCGUCAACUUCUACACUGUUGAUCCAUAUACCGCCUCCAUUGACGCGAAUUUGUGCCUUUGGAUCGCUAGCUGGUUCAAUCAGGUCAGCCUAACGACGGUCAAAAUCGCGAUCCUGAUCUUUUACAAACGCAUUUUCCCCGUAAAAAGUUUUCACGUCGUGACAUGGAUAGUGAUUGCUGCCGUCUCGUGUUGGGGCAUAAUAUUCUUUUUCCUCACGAUCUGUUGGGGCGACCCAAUCUCCAAAGCGUGGACGGGGGUAGGCGUAUGGCGAUACGAUGUCACCGCGACCGGCCUAGCGAAUGUUGGAUGCAGUAUCUGUCUUGACGUUCUUGUACUAUCCUUGCCUCUUCCCGUCAUAUCUAGACUGCAUCUACCUCUAAGGAAGAAGUUUGCUAUUAGCUUGAUUUUCUGGCUCGGGAUCUUCUGCUGCAUCUGCUCCAUUGUUAGGCUAGUCCUUUUACACGAGGUCCUCUAUCAGGUAGUUGCUUCGGCUGACAGUAUUGGUGUCCAAUCUACACAAUUCUGCUUCUUGGUGAUUGAGCCCCAUUGCUCUAUCAUUGCGGCAUCCCUGCCUUGCUACGGUCCUCUACUGGCAGGUGUAAGGGGUCCGGAGUCAAUGCUACGCAGCAUUCGCUCCGUCUUCUCGCUCGCAAGCAGAGACACGGCAAACUCGGAUAACGGAACGCACAAGCGAAAGACCAGCUCAACCAACCCGCAGACAUAUGACGAGUCUCCAGCCGAACUACAAAAACGUAAUGAAAGUUGGCUUCCUCAUCAGCAUGAUUACAAUGCUGUUAUUAGUAGCAAAGACGGCCAUUCAUCUCAAAGUGACGGCGAUAUUCACAACGAAAGUCAAGGUGCGAUCACGGUGACAAGGGGGUUGGAUGUUGUCACAGACACUACUAAGAUUGUCUAAGCUACCUGAGCUAUACAAGCAUCUAGACACUCCAGAUCCUGUAAGAGAAGCAAGUGCGGUAUACUUGGUCAGAAACAUAAUAGGCUCUUUGUUCGCGUUAUUUAAUUCGGUUGCCGUUCUUGAUUGUACCACCAUCAGGUUAUCAUUAGCACUCUUCUAAUAAUAUCAUUCUACAUUCAUCC
Messenger RNA from Annulohypoxylon maeteangense, 1478 nucleotides. RefSeq lists its product as uncharacterized. Bases 157 to 1296 code for a protein of 379 amino acids. NCBI's taxonomy places the organism in Eukaryota, Fungi, Ascomycota, Sordariomycetes, Xylariales, Hypoxylaceae. The record is from RefSeq and is a predicted model, not a curated record. The transcript is spliced from 6 exons.